Molecule: messenger RNA, 581 nt
Organism: Moneuplotes crassus
Lineage: Eukaryota; Ciliophora; Spirotrichea; Euplotida; Euplotidae
Source: the annotation of a GenBank genome assembly
CUUUGACUGGGUGAGAAGGAAAAUAUGAGAUUUAGGGGUGUUGUUUGGUAGGAAUUUUGGAAAUGAGAUUGGGGAUUUUGAAAAUUUUGGAUAUGAAGGGGAAUUUGGGGUUUGUAAGAAGUUUUAGGGGAGUUUUUAUGAUAGAUUUUGGUUUAGAUGAAGUUUGGAUUUUAAGUGGUUAAAAUUUAAAUAAUGAAAGAUAUAUAAGCAGUUACUUCUACUGAUCUUAUAUAGUGCCUAAAACGAUGAUGUGGCUGAGAUUGUAUCUCUGAAGGACCUCGGCUACAUAUCUGUCAGUCAGGCGCUGUCCAUUCAGAUACAAUAUUUUCAAAGUAUUUCUUAAGUCUGUUUUUGAAAAAGCACUUAUCAAGUUCUCAAAGUGUCAGAGUCUGGUAUCGAAGCGGGUAAAGUUAUUUGUUGUAGAAUCAAUUAAAUACAACUUUUCAAUUCUAGUUCCGUGUAAUCAUGUAGUAAAGUCUGGGAUUGAAGGACAAGAUAUUAAGCAGUUCUCAAAUACAACCUUUCACUUUAUUUUGUUUACCAACAGUAAUCUCUUGAACUGAGGUUGACUUAUUUUGUAA